Dendroctonus ponderosae (mountain pine beetle) is the source of this 4325-nucleotide messenger RNA. Its product is annotated as mucin-2. The record is from RefSeq and is a predicted model, not a curated record. Lineage: Eukaryota; Metazoa; Arthropoda; Insecta; Coleoptera; Curculionidae. The transcript is spliced from 2 exons. The coding region runs from base 93 to 4043 and encodes 1316 amino acids.
UUUAAAUUCCGUAGGAAAUUCUUUGCAUAAAAUGUAUAUGCAUGUUAUUUGAGUUUCAAAGAGUUUUCUGACCGAGUAGAGAGUACUUCAAAAUGAAACUUUCCAGUUUGAAAAAAGCCCACAUUCACGACCAAACACAUGGCGAAGUAAAACGACGACGACUACUAAGUUACAUUGAAGCAUUAUUUGAUGAAACAAUUGAAGUCAUAAGUGAAGAGGUGAAGCCACGCUCAUUACCCCGAAAUAACCCAUACAUCUUCGAUCUAAAUUUAGUAGUUCGAACAGCAUCUGGACAUGAAGAAAACUUCAACUGGAUCGUAAAGGCCUUACAAGAAGACCCCAAGGCAACAAUAACCACAAGGUACGAUGUACAGGCUAGAAUGACAAAGGAAAUUCAACUAGUCGAACAUUUUAUUGAUGCGGUCACAGGAUAUCAGAGUAGCAUAAUCAACUUAACUACCACUUACGAAUCUUUAUUUCCAAAAAUGUAUGGCUGUGGCACGUCGGGGAAAAAAGGGCAUAAAGAAGCUGACCAGUUCUCAGUGCUAAUUUACGAAAACUUAGAUUCACUUGGCUACAACUUUGAAGAUCCAUGCAGGGGCUUUGAUAUGCCCACUGUUGAAGUAGCUGUUAAAAAUUUGGCAUAUCUACAUGCUGUUCCUAUUGCAAUGCGUUUGAAAAAUACUUUCAAGUUCAAAGAAAGAUGCCUUCAUUUGUUCAACGAAAUCCCUGAUGGAUCAACGGUUAAAGAUUAUCAUAAAGAGAUUUACAGGAAAAUGCGCAUUGGUUUAGACAAGCAUCGAGAACUGGAAGAGCAUCGUCCCAAAAUUGAAACAUGGAUCCAAAUAUCUCAAAGAUACUCCUGGACGGUUAAGUUAUUUGAUUCAUUAGAUUGGUUCACCGUGUGCCACCCUAGAUACUCUAUUCGUAAUAUAAUGGUGCUGCGAGGUGAAAACGGCCAGCCUUUGAGCACUAAAUUAUUGGAAAUGCAUCGUUUGGAGUUCAAUUCAGGUGUCAAGGAUUUGAUUUAUUUUAUGUUUACCAGCGUGGAGACAGAGGUAUUAGAAACGAAAACUAAUUUUGACAAUAUCCUGAAGAUAUAUUAUGAACAUUUUAUUUCAGUACUACAAUGCCAUGAAGUUGAAUUAAAGGAUAUUGAAAUAUUUACUUUUUCAAGCUUUAUAAAAGAGUUUAAUACUAUGGGACCGUAUAUGUUAGCUAACAUUUUGUAUACUUUGAGAACUAUUGUUUAUUCUAACAUUGAUGACAAUGGCGAGCCUGUUCUAGAAAACGCAUACCAAGAAAAGUUCAAAAAGAUUAUACAGAACUUUAUUGGCCGCCAGUGGAUUAGGGACCUUGUUCCAGAUCGUAAGUCUUCAUCCCCGCCGCAAGCGCCAGGCGGGCCGCCGCCCCCAGGCGAUCAGCAACCUCCAGGCGAGCCGAAACCUCCAGGUGUCCCGCAACAUCCAGCUGAACCACAGCUUCCAGCCGCGCUACAACCUUCAGGCGAAAAGCCUACAAGCGCGGCGUCAAAAAGCAAAACGCCUAAAACACCUAAAAGUGCCACCACGGGCGCAUUGACUACAAGCUCACCAGCUACCAACGUGCCGCCUACAAAAUCACCAGCUACAGGUGCACCUUCUUCAACAGUAUUGACUAGAAGAGACAGCAAAAAGGAUAAGAAUAAAGGUACAGCAACGACUACCACGACUGCAGCAACUAAAGCCGCACCGUCAGUAAGUGCGUCUAAAAGCGCACCAGCUAUCAACGUGCCACCUACCAAAUCAGUGGCUAAAAGCACAGUAAUUAAAAGUGCACCACCUUCAACCGUAUUGCCUAGAAAAGGAAGCAAAACGUCUAAGAAUAAAGGUACAACACCGACUACCACGACUGCAGCAACUAAAACCGCACCGUCAGUAAGUGGAACGGCUACCACAGGCGCAUCGACCAUAAGCUCACCAGUUACCAAGGUGCCGCUUACCAAAGCACCAGCUUCGAGCACGGUAACUACAAGUGCACCACCUCCAACCACCUUGUCUAGGAGCGGAAGCAAAAACUAUAAGAAAAAAGCUACGACUGCCACCACUGCAGCAACUAAAACCGCACCGUCAGCAAGUGCGCCCCCUGUGAAGGCACCUUCUGGAGAGGCACCGCCUUUACCACCACGGCCUUCCAGCCACGCAGCAACUUCCAGCUUGCCGAAGGUUCCUCCUAGAAAGCUAACUCCAAAAACACCGCUAGCAAGCGCACAGUCGCCAAAAGCACCAUCUUCAAGCUCACCACGUGUGAGAACCGCGCCUCCAAAGACACUGUCACUGCCUUUGAAUGUUUCUCCUCGAACGACACCACCUACAAAGAAAACGCUUCCAAAGGCAUUACCCUCAAGAGUACCACCUACACCUCCUCCAAGGAAACCGUCACUCACUUUGAGUCUCAAGUCUCCAACGCCUCCGGCUCCAACGCCUCCAGCUCCAAAGCCUCCAGCUCCAACGCCUCCAGCUCCAACGUCUCUGGCUCCAUCGCCUCCGGCUACGAAAGUAACGUCACCAAUGGCAUCACCUUCAAGAGCAGCACGUUCAACGCUAUCGCCAGCGCCAUCACGGCCACCUCCACUGUGGAGCGCAGAGCAUCCAAUGAGAUUUGCACCAGUUACACGUUUCCGUUGGAGACGUCCAAAACCAUUCUCUGCAGGCACCCCAUUUAUAAUUGUAACGCCUCCAAGGAUAUCGCCGCCUCCGAGUCCAGAGCCUCCAGCACUUCCUCCAAGGCAAAGGUCUCCAGCGAGAUCAUCUUCAAGCGAACGACCUACAAGGCUAUCGCCUCAAAGAACGCUUUCACCGACUUGGAGGCCACGGCCUCCACAGAGACCGCCUGGAAUCCCGACGCCUCCCAUAACACAUUCACCGUCUUCUAGUGCAGAUCCUGCAACAUCUCCUACAAAACAAACGUCUUCAGGGGCCUUAACUUCAAGCUCAUCAUUUAGAAGGCUAUGGCGUCGAAAAACACAUCCUCCUUCUUCGAGUCUAGAGCCUGCAGGGACAUCUCCUACAAAGCAGACGUCCCCACAGACAUCAACUUUAAGCGUACUACCUACAACGCAACCGCAUCCAAGAACACCUUCACCAUCUUUGAGUGCUGAGCCUGGAACGACAUCUCCUACAAGGCAAACGGCCCCACAGGCAACUACCUCAAGCACACCACCUGCAAUGCAAUCGCCUUUAAGUACACCUUCACCGCCUUCGAGUGUAGAGCUUCCAACGACAUCUCCUACAGGACAAACGUCUUCAAGUUCAUCAAUCUCAAGCUUAUCACUUUCAAGGCUAUGGCAUCGAAGUAAAUCUUCAACGUCUUCGAGUGUAGAGCGUGAAACGACGUCUCCUACAGAGCGAACGGCCUCACAGGCAUCUACCUCAAGCACACCACCUAGAAGGCAAAUGCAUUCAAAUACACCUUCACCGCCUUCGAGCGCAGAGCUUCCGCAGACAUCUCCUUCAAGACGAACGUAUCCAAGUGCAUCAGCCUUAAGAUCAUCAUUUAGAAGGCUAUGGCGUCGAAGAAAAUCUUCACCGUCUUCAAGCGCAGUGCCUGCACCGACAUCUCCUACAGCACAAACGACUUCACAGGCAUCUACCUCAAGCACACCACCUGCGAGGCAAACGCCUUCAAGUACACCUUCACCGUCUUCGAGUGCAGAGCCUGCACCGAUAUCUCCUACAGCACAAACGACCUUACAGGCAUCUACCUCAAGCACACCACCUGCAAGGCAAACGCCUUCAAGUACACCCUCACCGUCUUCGAGUGCAGAGCUUCCAACGAUAUCUCCUACAAGUGAAACGUCUCCACGUGCAUCAACCUCAAACGCACCGCCCACAAGGGAAGCGUCGCCACGUGCAUCAACCUCAAACGCACCACCUACAAUGGCAGCGGCUCCACGUGCAUCAACCUCAAGAUCACGACCUAGACGAAGAUCUCCUUCACCGUCUUCGAGUUCAGAGACAGUCCGACUUACUUCAACUAGAAGUGAAACGCCGCCAAGCGCAUAGCCUAUCAGCUUGUAAUGUCCAAGUGGAUUCGAAAACUAGAACCGACGAAACUCUUGAUUAUCAGAAAGUAAACGUGACUAUUUGUAUAUACUUAUGUAUAUAUUUGUAUAUACUUAUGUAUGUUCGUAUUUUAAACUCAUGAGUGAUCAUAUAUUUAUGGUGUUCGUUUUGCAUGUAUGUAAUGUGUUCAUUCCUUUUUGAAUUAUUUCAGUUUUAUAUGAAUACUUAUUAAUAUAGGGUCUAUAUUAAUAAAAUAUUUGAAAUAAAAUGUCUAGACUAUAA